GCCACUCGAUUGAAUAGCGCGAGAGGAGCGUAAGGUCUGUUGAGAGAAGCGGCGGUUGGGCGGACGCCUGGAUCCAGUGUUUUCUCCCUUGUUGGAAGACGAAGCACGACGACAGCAUGAAACUUGUUCUUGUGUGUUUGCUGCUUGUCGGCAGCGUGUUUGCUGAUGAGGAGGAGAAAAGGGAAGAUGUGGGAACCGUGGUCGGCAUUGAUUUAGGCACCACAUAUUCUUGUGUGGGUGUCUUCAAGAAUGGGCGCGUGGAGAUCAUCGCCAACGACCAGGGCAACCGAAUCACGCCCUCCUAUGUGGCCUUCACGCCCGAAGGAGAACGCCUCAUCGGGGAUGCUGCGAAGAACCAGCUGACCUCCAACCCUGAGAACACGGUGUUUGAUGCCAAGCGUCUGAUUGGUAGAACAUGGAACGACCCUUCUGUACAGCAGGACAUCAAAUACCUGCCUUUCAAGGUCCUUGAGAGGAAGGCCAAGCCCCAUAUUCAGGUGGAUAUCGGAGGAGGUCAAACAAAGACAUUUGCCCCAGAAGAAAUCUCAGCCAUGGUCCUGACUAAAAUGAAGGAGACUGCAGAAGCUUACUUGGGAAAGAAGGUUACUCACGCCGUGGUCACCGUCCCAGCUUAUUUCAACGACGCCCAGCGUCAGGCCACAAAAGAUGCUGGCACUAUUGCAGGACUGAAUGUCAUGAGAAUCAUCAAUGAACCCACGGCUGCAGCCAUUGCUUACGGCCUGGACAAAAGAGAGGGCGAGAAGAACAUCCUGGUUUUUGACCUGGGAGGUGGAACCUUUGAUGUCUCCCUUCUCACCAUUGACAACGGUGUCUUUGAAGUGGUGGCCACCAACGGCGACACUCACCUGGGUGGGGAAGACUUUGACCAGCGGGUCAUGGAGCACUUCAUUAAGCUGUACAAGAAGAAGACGGGGAAAGAUGUGAGGAAGGAUAACCGAGCCGUGCAGAAACUCCGCCGUGAGGUCGAGAAAGCCAAGAGGGCCCUCUCUUCUCAACACCAGGCUAGGAUUGAAAUUGAAUCUUUCUUUGAAGGGGAAGACUUCUCUGAGACCUUGACGAGGGCCAAGUUUGAAGAACUGAACAUGGAUCUUUUCCGUUCCACCAUGAAGCCUGUCCAGAAGGUUCUGGAGGAUGCUGACCUCAAGAAAUCAGACAUUGACGAAAUUGUCCUUGUCGGUGGCUCCACUCGCAUCCCAAAGAUACAGCAGCUGGUGAAAGAAUUUUUCAACGGCAAGGAGCCCUCUCGGGGCAUCAAUCCUGAUGAGGCCGUGGCUUACGGUGCUGCUGUACAGGCUGGUGUGCUCUCGGGGGAUCAAGACACUGGCGACCUGGUGCUUCUUGAUGUGUGCCCUCUAACCUUGGGCAUUGAAACCGUCGGUGGUGUCAUGACCAAACUUAUCCCAAGGAACACGGUGGUCCCCACCAAGAAAUCACAGAUCUUCUCCACGGCUUCUGAUAACCAGCCCACUGUGACUAUCAAGGUCUAUGAAGGAGAGCGUCCCCUCACAAAGGAUAACCAUCUGCUGGGAACCUUUGACUUGACCGGAAUCCCUCCUGCCCCGCGGGGCGUGCCUCAGAUCGAAGUCACCUUCGAGAUCGACGUCAACGGGAUCCUUCGAGUCACAGCCGAGGACAAAGGGACCGGCAACAAGAACAAGAUCACCAUCACCAACGACCAGAACCGCCUGACGCCCGAAGAGAUCGAGCGGAUGGUCAACGACGCCGAGAAGUUUGCCGAGGAGGACAAGAAGCUGAAGGAGCGGAUCGACGCCCGCAACGAGCUGGAGAGCUACGCCUACUCGCUCAAAAACCAGAUUGGGGAUAAGGAGAAGCUGGGGGGCAAGCUGUCUUCGGAGGACAAAGAAACCAUGGAGAAGGCCGUGGAGGAAAAGAUUGAGUGGCUUGAGAGCCACCAGGAUGCCGACAUUGAAGACUUUAAAGCCCAAAAGAAAGAACUGGAGGAGGUGGUCCAGCCCAUUGUGAGCAAGCUCUACGGCAGCGCCGGCCCUCCCCCCAGCGAGGAAGAGGCGGGCGAGAAAGACGAGUUAUAGGCCCUGGGGGUUCCCCAAAAACCUCGACACUGUAAAUACUGGACUUGGAACUUUUUUUGUUUAAACUAUUUGAACUCUAUAAAGAUCUGGAAUGUGA
This is a messenger RNA of Pogona vitticeps (central bearded dragon), 2169 nucleotides long. It is a transcript of the gene HSPA5, whose product is annotated as heat shock protein family A (Hsp70) member 5. The record is from RefSeq and is a predicted model, not a curated record. NCBI's taxonomy places the organism in Eukaryota, Metazoa, Chordata, Lepidosauria, Squamata, Agamidae. Gene Ontology annotation, molecular function: ATP-dependent protein folding chaperone; ATP binding.